GAUAUUUUUUUUACUUAAUUUGUAAAGUUGAGAGAUUUAAUGGUUUAGGAUUUUUUUUUUGGGGUUUAUUCUUUUUUUUUUUUAUAAACUAGGGUUGCCGCCCGUUCGACCUAAACUCUUUUAUCAUUCUCUUGCCUACUUCGAUUGUCACUGUUAUAUCUCUGUUUCCUUUUUUCCUCUUCGAUCUUCGUUGAUUUCCUUUUGAAUUUCCGGGGAUUCUUUGAAAUCAUCCAGGAUCCGUCGCCGUCGCUCCUCUCCAUCGAACGGGGUUUUUCAAUUAUGGCCGACGAAUCGGAUCUGAAUGACUACCUCGACGAAGAAGAAGUGCCAAUAUCAAAGCUAGAGAAGAAGAAGAAGAAAAACAAGAAGCAGCAAACAACAAACGAGAUAGAGAAACGAAGAAGAAAAAGAAGAACAAGCAGCAAACAACAAACGAGAUAGAGAAACCCAACGAAGAGAAAGAAGAGACAAUGAACAUCAGGGUCAAGCAAAUCUCGGAGAAACCCGAGAGAAUCGCUCCAAUCGUCGCCUAUUUCGCUUCUGGGUAUGACCCAUCUGAUAAAUUCGAUGGCGAUGGCGAUGGAGACGGACACUGUCCGGAUGUCGAGGUUUAUAGACAUAAGGCCGGGACGAAGAGCAAGAGGCUUCAGGUCGUGGUGAGCCCACCUGGCUCGAGCGUGAAGUUCGUCGGCUCGAAUUAUACCGGCGAGGGAGCCACCGGACAGACAUGUGUGUAUACACUUGGUGUUCUCGACAAGGAGAAGCAGACACUGAAAAUUCUCCCAAUUGCUUCCAACAAGAUUUUCAUAUUGGAGCCAAGAGUUAAAAAUGCGGAAUCUGUUGAUUCAGAAGCUUCAUUAGGUGGAGUUAGCACUGAAUUAACUGCGGCAGAACGAGCUGUCAAAGCCAGAAAACUUAACAACCUUUAUGGUACAAAGUCAGCUAUAAACCGGGACAAAAAGAUGCGAGCUUUGAACCCAGGGGACGAUCCCGAGUCUCAGCAGCACCUCGAGGGGAAACUUAACGAAAUGGAAAUCAAGAAGGAAGCUCUUGAAAGCACUGAUUCUAUUAUUUCACGCAACAUUCCUCCGUGUGAUGUUUCUGCUGCAACUCCUCGGGAAGCUUAUCCAUUGGAUCAGAUUAUUCUCAAGGGAGAAUGGGGUUUCCUCGAGGAUAUUUACUCACAUCUGCAGCAGGGUACUGGAGCAGCACCUGACACAUACCCCGUGUUUGUACGGAAUAGAAUCUAUAAGCUGCGGGAUAUCAAGGAUGAGACGGAGAAGAAGACAAUGUCGUGUAUCUUGUCUUUCAUCACCCAUCUGGUGAAGUUCAAGGACGUAAAAUCCAUGAACGGUUACAACAGUGCCAAGGACCACAGGUUUCCUGGGGUCAUACAACAGAGAUUCAAGUCAAUGUUCAGGGAUCUUGAAUCGGACAGGAUACCAACCGACAAGAUCAACCUUCUGACAAGCUACGUGCUCGUGCUGACGCUUCACGUGGAUGAGUUCAAGACCAGCGUGGAAGACAUAGCCAAGGAUCUGAGGAUGAGCAGCAUCGAUCUCAGAAAGCAUUACGAGCAUCUGGGCUGCAAAUGCUCGCGCGUCAAAACUGUUUUGCACGCAACCCUUCCCGUCCCUCUCAAGUUCCCCCAGGCCAUGAGGAAGAAGAGACGUCGAUAAGACUUACCCUUUCAAGAUAGAACUCAGGGCUUGUUCGCGUCCAGACAGGAAAACGGGUGUUUAAUUUCGUUAAUUUUUUUUUAUCUGGAAGCUUUGCAAUGGACGAAAUUUAUUGUGUUGAGGAUGUACUAUUGUUUUUAUUUA
Molecule: messenger RNA, 1823 nt
Organism: Tarenaya hassleriana
Lineage: Eukaryota; Viridiplantae; Streptophyta; Magnoliopsida; Brassicales; Cleomaceae
Product: DNA-directed RNA polymerase I subunit RPA49-like
Exons: 5
Coding region: 471-1679 (402 amino acids)
Biological process (GO): transcription elongation by RNA polymerase I; nucleolar large rRNA transcription by RNA polymerase I; RNA polymerase I preinitiation complex assembly
Cellular component (GO): RNA polymerase I complex
Molecular function (GO): DNA binding
Source: RefSeq, a predicted model, not a curated record